Parathielavia appendiculata is the source of this 809-nucleotide messenger RNA. RefSeq lists its product as uncharacterized. The record is from RefSeq and is a predicted model, not a curated record. Lineage: Eukaryota; Fungi; Ascomycota; Sordariomycetes; Sordariales; Chaetomiaceae. The transcript has a single exon. Bases 174 to 749 code for a protein of 191 amino acids.
CAGGAGCUCACCAUUCCUCGAUGGCAGGGACCGAAUGUCAACAGCGGGGGAAGGGGGCGAUGAGACGCCGCACCUGUGGGCCAGACUGGGGACGGAGAGAGAGAGAUGGGGCCGCGAUCUGGAGAGGGGCAACCCGUCGGAUGGAACCGAGACAAGUUUGGUGUAACUAGGUGAUGGUAAGUUCCCGGUGGCCUCGUUUUCGGGAUUCCUUGAUGCCACUCUCAGCUCAGCGUUGCAGCAGGCUCCUGAACGGUAUUCGAAGCGGUACAUCAGCGAAUACUAAGCAAGGGCCAUUACCAGCUGAAUCUGCUCAACUUCGAACUGCCCGGAUACCUGCAAUUGUCAAUUGGGCCCAUGCAGCCGUAGCGGUCAGGACACGGUCGAGAGAGGUCUUUGUUCUGGUCGUUGAGAACGAAAGGAUGGGAGGGGGCUGUCACAGACGCGAAUCUUCCAAGAAGCCCAUCCGCAAGCACGGCCAAGAGCGAGUUCCCUUUGUCGAGUGGAUGUCGAUCCGUAACGUUGAUGGCCUUGGACGAGAGCGUCACGGCCUGGUAUUGGACGAAGUUGCCGUGUGUGAGGACAGUUCGACGGCCUGCAACCACACCCGAAAGCCGGGCGUAGGGGUUGAGGUUGUAUCGCGGCACUUGAUGGUUUGGGGCAAUCGACAAGCGGAUCCGAUUCCGAAGCCCUGCAGAAGUGGGGUGCGUCGACCGUCGAACAAGCCACGAGGAUCGACAAAGAUGGGCUGACGCCGCAAUUCGACAGGAGAGCCCCCCAGGCUCAGGGGCCGGAUCAGGCCCAGCUCUCCG